Messenger RNA from Drosophila bipectinata, 1311 nucleotides. The record is from RefSeq and is a predicted model, not a curated record. Lineage: Eukaryota; Metazoa; Arthropoda; Insecta; Diptera; Drosophilidae.
AUGACCGACACGGCGGAAGCAGCCAUCGCAGGAACCCGGUGGAAAUGGGGAGAUAAGGAGUAUUGCCCGAUGGUAAAAUUAUAUUACGCCUUCAACUCGGCUAAUUGGACACGUAUCCAACAAGCCUUGUUCUUGGCAGGAACUCCUAGAUACCUACAACUAAUAUUAUCCAGCUACUUUUCAGAUAGGACACUGCUGUACGACACGGACGAAGGAUCAAAAUCCUAUGAGGACGAAGUACUCAGGAUCGAACUACCGACAGGUUGCAAACUCAUCGGCUUCGCGGACGACCAGGCGCUGCUCGUGGUGGCGAAGGAAAUCAAGGACGUGGUAACCAAUGCGAGUGAAGCAAUACGAAGGAUAUCAACCUGGAUGUCUGACUCUGGACUGGACCUAGCAGCACAUAAAACGGAGGCAGUUCUCUUCACGAGCAGGAAGAAGGUGGAGUACAUUACGGUCCAGGUGGGCAACUGCUGCAUCACCUCAAAGGAGGCAAUUAAAUACCUAGGGGUAAUGCUGGACAACAGGAUGUCCUACGGAGCGCACGUGGAGUACUCCACCAUAAAAGCUGCAAGGAUCCACGGCGCACUCUCAAGGAUGCUGCCAAACGUGGGAGGCCCAAAGGAAAGCAGGAGACGCCUUUUAGCCAGUGUCGUCACGUCGGUUUUGCUGUACGCAGCGCCUAUAUGGGCUGCGUCAGUCAGAAGACAUCAGGGGCUUAAAAAAAAGCUAGGGGCAUCGUACCGACUAGCGGCCCUACGGGUCAUAUCCGGCUUUAGAACCAUAUCCGAGGAAGCCACCCUCGUUCUAGCCGGAAUGAUUCCAAUUGAUAUUCUGGCUAAUGGAGCGGAUCUACGCAAAUCUACGCAUCCAAUCGGCAACGGGGAAGGAAUUCAUCCCGAGAGGCCAUUAAGAGGUCAGCCCGACAAGCGGCAUUAUCCUCAUGGCAGGAGAGGAGUGGAUCGGAAUAACGGUCAGGUUAGUUACCAGCUUACCCAGUUUCUUACAGGUCACGGGGGGUACAGAAAAUACCUCUAUAGAUUCGGACACGACGAAAGUCCAGUGUGCCCCAACUGCCCAGGAGCAGACGAGGACCCAGAGCACAUCUUAUACAAUUGUAGGAGAUAUCAUGCCAUCGUCGGAUCGCUACCAGAUCCAAAGCAGCUUGUGGAAUUCAUGUGUAGCUCACAGGAGCAAUGGGACUGGGUAAGCCAGUUGAUAGCUUAUACACAGGGCGACUUAAGAAGACUCGAAAAUGAACGUCGCUUAAAGGAGAAUGCCUAUAUUAGGCAACCCUUCCCCGCGAAGUAA